Messenger RNA from Athalia rosae (coleseed sawfly), 3195 nucleotides. Its product is annotated as trissin receptor. The transcript has 4 exons. Gene Ontology annotation, biological process: G protein-coupled receptor signaling pathway. Gene Ontology annotation, cellular component: plasma membrane. The record is from RefSeq and is a predicted model, not a curated record. The coding region runs from base 1240 to 2490 and encodes 416 amino acids. Gene Ontology annotation, molecular function: neuropeptide Y receptor activity. NCBI's taxonomy places the organism in Eukaryota, Metazoa, Arthropoda, Insecta, Hymenoptera, Athaliidae.
UCGAGUUAUCGUUUUGCGGAACUUUUGCACAUUAUUUUUUUGUUUCUUUGACGUCGUAGCCGUUAUUGGCCCUCGUGAAAAACAUGGAAUUCAAAUAUACAUACUGCUCAAUUAUUUUUGUUCGUUCUUGAGGGGGAAAUAUUUUUUCUGAAAAUAUUCUCCGACGGGAGCGCAGAAAUUGCCGGCCAAACGGCCGUUAAUCGGAGCGCGGUUACACGUGAGGGUAAUACCAAAGUACAUUUGAAUGUUUCCGCGAGUUCGUCCAUGUUUCGCAUCAGAAUGACGACUUUAAAAUUCAACUUGGUUAAUGCGGUAUGACUUUAUAAUGUAUGUACAUGAAUUUAUCAGCACCUGAAAUAAGAUUCUAUAAUAACGUAAAACUCGCGCGCGCUCCCCGCAUUAGCUUUUACCGCGCCACGUAGUAUUAUCAGACGCCACUGCAUUUUUAACAAUAAUCUCGUGCAACAGAUAAUUUUCAUGCGAAAAAAACCAACGAAAGACAAGAAAAUCGAUCUUCCUCGAGUUGGAAUUUAAAUACCGCGUAAACCCAUUUCUUUUUUUCUUCACUUCGGUUUUCUCAUUUUUGUUAUCAGAAGAAAUAUGCGUUGAAUUUGCAUCGAGUAUUUCAUCCCCUACCGCCAAAAUCUUGAUCUGAAAAUAGCUCAAUCAUUUUACAAUGUAAAACUUACAAGGGGGGAGGGAGAAAUAAGUAAAGAAAAUCGUCCGUUCUGUGGUCCAUUUUCUCUCUUUAAUUCGGAAGAGUAAAAAGCCUCAGUGUGCGCCUCCUCCGCAUUUUCUAUCCCCGGUUUCUCGACUCGAUUCUGCCGCGAUGAAUUCUUCCGUUAUCGAUAUGUGCGACGCGAAUAUUCCAUUCUUAUCCGUAAGAAGCGGUGGAAUUAACAUGCGCACUUGAAUGAAAAAAAAAAAAAAAAAAAAAAAAAAAAAAAAAAAAAAAAACCAACAAAUACAUAAAUAAACGAUCAAAGAAAGUACGAAGAAAAAAAAAGAUUAUUCAAACAAAUCCGUCGUUGCGAAGAUGCGCGGCGUCCAAUGUUAAGUGAUGCGAUACGCUGAACGUAAAUAAAUUCAAAAUGCGAUAACAACAGGUAAUGCAAAUUGACAGAAAACAAUUUCUACAGUCGUGUGAGAUGUGAUGAUUUAACAUUGGAAGAAAAUUGAGGGACAAAAAUUCGAACGACCAAUGAAACCUACGUGCGGCGCGGAUGCCAAACUAAAAAAAUGGCGAUGGGACUCUACACCGGAUACCGAAACGACUCAUCGUUCGCCAAUGACGGGGGAGCGGAAGUCGUUGGUUUCGAUAACAGGUCUCUUCCUUGGAAUUCUUCAAUCAACGAAGAUUACAUUUUCGACCGAACGGACGUCAGGGUUAUUUUUAUAACCCUCUACUCGAUCGUCUUUGCCUGCUGUUUUUUCGGAAACCUGCUGGUCAUCCUGGUGGUCUCGUUUUCCCGCCGCUUGAGGAGCAUAACGAAUUUCUUCCUCGCCAAUCUCGCGGCGGCCGAUCUCUGCGUCGGAAUAUUUUGCGUCUAUCAAACCCUGACCAAUUAUCUGGUGAACAGCUGGCUGCUCGGUGAUUUCUUGUGCAAGGUUUACAUGUUCGUACACGCGCUCUCCUACACCGCGAGUAUAAUGAUCCUGGUCGUCGUUUGUUCGGAACGAUAUCUGGCGAUCGUUCACCCGAUAAAAUGCAGAGCGAUGCUGACCAGAGGUCGCCUGCGGAUCGUUAUAGGGGUCGUGUGGCUGUUGGCCGCGAUUUACGCGUCUCCGAGAUUCAUAUACGUUGAAACCAUUCGAAACCAACUUCACACCGGGGGCGUCGACAUAAUCUGUAUAGCGAACAUGAAGAAACACAACAAGAACGUUCUGGACGUUGUCAACGUUAUAUUUCUCUACCUCUUACCGCUGAUCGUUAUGUGCUGUCUGUACACGCGAAUCGGCGUCGGACUCUGGAGGAGCGGCGCGGCGCUCGGAGGACCCGGGCUCGUUGCGAGGACAAGAAACGGAAGGGUGAACCACGUCCACACCUCCAGCAGAAACGUACUGCGCGCCAGACGCGGGGUCAUAAGAAUGCUGAUAGCAGUGGUGGUUAUGUUUGCCGUUUGCAACCUACCCCAACACGCGAGGAUAGUUUGGUUGCACUGGGACCCGGACUACGACAGGACAUCGGAUUUUAGUACAAUCCUAACGGUGUCGACCUUCCUUAUAUCCUACGCAAACUCCUGUCUCAAUCCGUUUCUAUAUGCAUUUCUGUCACGUAAUUUCCGUAAGGGUAUGCGAGAGCUGAUAGUUUGCAAUCCCAGGGGACAGGGAAGCCGACUGGGUAUAACGGGGCGGAAGGAAAACGGGCACAACGCGAACGUCCCUCACAGUUCAGUCGUCAGACUUAGCUCGGCGCACGACAGUCCAUUCACGACACACACCACUCAAACUAUCACCAGGCAAAGUACGUUCGCGAGAUCGUCCUCAUGAGAAAAGGAUUCUUCGGUUCAAUUUCAGAUCGAAAUGCAAACAUUAGAACCUCGACGAUCGACCGCGAGUAUCAAAUACGGUUCACCGAACGGCGACACUCGCGCAUAUUUGGAAUGAAAAUUUCAGCCGUCGCAACUCACAUCGAGUUACGAAAUAAUAUAUUACCCCGCGGUUCCGCGGUGAAGUUAUUCAUUUUUUACAACUCCGCUCAUCCCCCACACCUAACCUUCCCUCCGCCCUAAAUUCUUUCAACGUUUGGUGAAAUUACGACGUACCGAAAACCACGAUAUAGGUAUACAGUGGUGAUAUCAUAUUACGCUGCUGCGACGGUAUCGCGAUUAUGAAGAUGAAAUCUGUGUAAAUGUUACUAUGCAUACAGUCUGCUUAUCAUUAAUCAUCGAAUAAGAAGAUAAUAAAAUAGAGAAUAAAAAAUUUGUAUAUCGCUUGUUAUGUAUAAAAAAUAAUGUAUAAUAGUAAUAAUAACGAUAACAAUUAUUAUAGAUCAUAAUGUAUUUACACUAAUCAAUUAUCUCACUGUUCGAAAAUCGCUCCGAUUAUAAUUCGUGAUGAAUCAAAAAAAAAAACAAAAAAAACAAAUUUAUACACACGGGUACAUAACUUUUCAAUUAUAAAUCCUACGAAAUAUAAACUAUGAGUUUUAUCAUGGCAAACAUUUUAAUGAAAUAACAUCGCUGUCGAUUCUAA